GCCUGUCUUGUCAAAUACCCACCGGCACUAAACUUUAUAAACUAUGAAAGAUCCUAAUUAGCCAAAUAUGGUGGGAUGCUCCUGCAUGACUUCUUGGUUUACCUCCUGCCGUUUAUAUUUUCCUGUGAGUUUUCAUGGAUUUAAAGCCUCAAGCCAUGUUUUACGGCAGUUGUUGUUUUGUGGUUUUUUUUGCUGUAGCAUAAGAGGAUAGAAUCUAUUCAAAGCUGUCUUGGCUAAGCCAGGAAAGAUAUCCAGCCUGCAUGGACAGGGCAACAUUUGCCUGUUCCACUGCCUUUUUUCGUGACUAUAGCAGUUCAUCUCAGGGUGCAUUCUGCCUCCCCGGAGGACACGUUGACUUUAUUGAAAAAGUAGAAUCAUUCACUUACUCAGACUUUUUCCGGGAUUAUUUGAUUCCCAACCAUCCGUGUAUUUUCUCAGCUAAAUUCACUGAAGACUGGGGCAGCAGGAGAAGUUGGGUCACUUGGGAUGGAAAGCCUAACUUUGAUUAUCUGCUGCAGAAGUUUGGAGAGGCUGUAGUACCUGUUGCCAACUGUGAUGUCAAGGAGUACAAUUCUAACCCAAAGGAGCAGCUCCCCUUCAAGGAGUAUAUCAAGUACUGGAAAGAGUACAUUAAAAAUGGCUACCGUUCAUCCCGAGGGUGUCUUUAUCUAAAGGACUGGCAUCUGAGCAGAGCUUUCCCGGAGCAAGAUGUUUAUACAACCCCUGUGUAUUUCUCAUCUGACUGGCUGAAUGAAUACUGGGAUGCUAUAGCUGUGGAUGAUUACCGGUUUGUCUACAUGGGACCUAAAGGUUCAUGGACUCCAUUCCAUGCUGAUGUCUUCCGUUCCUAUAGCUGGUCAGCCAAUAUAUGUGGGAGAAAAAAAUGGCUGUUGUACCCUGCAGGACAGGAGGAGUACCUGAAAGACCGCCACGGCAACUUGCCUUUUGAUGUGACUUCACCUGGCCUUCAGGACAGGAGUGUUUACCCUCGCUACAACCAAAGUCAACCCCCUGUUGAGAUUGUGCAGGAAGCAGGGGAGAUAGUCUUCAUCCCCAGCGGAUGGCAUCAUCAAGUUUACAAUCUGGAGGAUACCAUUUCCAUUAACCACAACUGGGUGAAUGGCUGCAAUGUGGCUAUAAUGUGGUGCUUCCUACAGGAUGAAUUAGCAGCUGUCCAGCGGGAAAUCAAUGAAUGGAAAGACCCUAUGGAUGAUUGGCACCUACAAUGCCAGUUGAUCAUGAAGUCUUGCACGGGUAUAGACUACAAGGAGUUCUAUAACUUCCUCAAAGUUAUUGCAGAGAACAGAAUUUCUGUCUUGGAAAAUGGCCUCGAUGAUGAAGCUUCAGCAAAAAACACACCGAAAGCUGCCAUUUCCACCUUGGGCAUGCUCCAUGCAGUGUUUGAUUUAAAGAGGACUGUGAAGGUGUUAACAUCAUUGAGUGCUAAUGAAGAUUUCAAGAAACUAGACCUGACGUCACUUUCUCCACCUCCGGAGGCAUUGCUCCACCACUUGAAAGCAGCAAUAGAUACAGCACUACUCUAACUUCCUAUUUAUUCCAUUCUUCGUAAAAUGAACCUUUUGCAAAAUGUUUGUAGAAGACUGACUUCUCCCUGUUUAAUAGCUCUUGCAGUUGAAGUAUAGAGAGCCUUAAUAUAGAGUGAGGAGAGAGUACAUUCAUAAGACAACUGAAUGCUUUUUAAGUUGACUCCACUUGCAUAUCUAGAGUAAUUGGGCAGGAAAAAAAAAAUUCUCAGAUAAAGGAUAAAUCCAAAUCAUGUUAAUAUUAUAUUUUGAACCCUGCUGGUGAAUAUGCUUGCAGGGAAGAGGGAACAGAAAUUCUCUGUGGAUCAAGCUUUAGGUCUGUCAGGACUAAACACUGAUGUUGCAGUGGUCUUACACUGAGUGAGGUUGCAGUGGUCUGCACCAUACUCCUACUACUGAGAGCACUGCGUACAGACGGCAGACCUACAUUGCGGAUUCCAACAGUUAAGCUCUGGUUUGGUCACAGCUAAAUUACUGUAAGACCUGUCCUGUUUCCAGGUACAGCUCCACUUUUCUUUUUUUAUGGGUUUGGGGUUUUUUUUAGGAGACCCCAGUUAGUUAGAUUCCAUUGAAGCCUGAAAUGGCUCAACAGUUGUACCUUGGCUGUGGAAGAGCUGACUGUACCCAGUGGCCUGUGAAAUGGUAUCUCUCUAAAGCUGAAAGUCUCAGGCAGGAUCAGCCUUCAUACUGCUCCAAUGGCCUGCAGGUUUAAAUUUAACAUAAUAAUCGGGAAGCUCAAGUCCUCGUUGCAGAUGAGUGCAGGCAACAAAUCUGCCAGUGAUAAUUUAAGCAUUCACUCCACCCAAGCUCUAAAGAAGGAACUUAAAUGUACUCUCACAUUUCUACAUGCUAUUUCAAGGCACAAUAUUUUAUCAAGCAGAGAUUUGAUUAAUCGGGGAAGUAGCAAGUAGCCUCGUGUUAUCUCCUAAAAAAGCCAUGUUGUUACCACACCAAAUAACACUACUGCAUGGUUACUUAGCACAAUUUGCAACCCUUGGGCUCAAGGAGUAUCUCUAGUGAAGCAUCCCUCUUGCUUUUACUGGCUGGUAAGAAAGCCUAGAAGCACAAAUGGCUGCACACUGUUACCUUAGUUGCCCCUUUAGGGCUCACUUGAAUUACUGCUCAAGAACUUCCUCAAUUUUCAACCAUAUGACUAUUAAGAGCAAUUAAUUGUAUGUUUAGUGCAAUAGUAGAAAUCUUUAGUAGGUUGAAAAAUCACAGUUUUCUAGAUAAUGCUGUAGAAUUUGUACGUGCAUGCAUUUUGCAUGUCCUGUUUUCUAGUAGAAGUUUUGCAUUUUGAAUAAGGAAGUGGUACCUGAAAAUAAAACCAAUACCCAGAGCAUGGAUAAAUGCAAUAUGGAAAAAACAAACUUUUUUUCCUUUUUUUAAACAGCUGUGACUACAUCUCAGUGAUUCAACCUUCUGGCAGGGUGUUUCUUUAGACUGGAAAACUGCCAGUAUUAAGCAGCUCUGAAAUUAAAAGUUCACAGCUGUUACUUAUGUCUGUUUACAUUCUCAAGGACAGGCAGCUGCAGCUGUCUGCCUUAGAUGAGUCAGGUGAGAGCUCAUAGAGAUGAGGAACAAUGGUUUAAAGCUGAUAAUCAGUGUAAUGGUUGGAAAGCAUGGUUUUGGUCUUGUAUCCCCCCAUCUCACUGCAUGCUGUGCAAGUGGUAUAGGCACCAACCCCUUUAAACACAGCAAUUUUAUCAAGGGCUUGCUUAGAUCAACAGUACUUUUCAUUUCACAUCCUGCGAACUGCUUGGAUUUGCUGUGUGAAACCAGCAAAAUACAAAUGAAGGUUUUACACCAAGAACCUAGUAUCUCAAAUUCCCUGGGGUCUGUUUAGACAUUGUACUAUCCGGCUGACUACAGCCUCAUUUGGAUGGAUGGCAUGAGUUUGCUGUAAUGCAAAAAUCCAGGCAGCAGUUCUCAGGGAAGUGGCAUCAUUUCUGCAGUUAAUUCCUCUUCCCCGUAGAAAGUAGUCAAGGAAGGAAGAAAAUAGGGUGAAUAAAGAGGCAUUCAAGUAAAGGAAGGUGGGUCUCAAUGACUUACUCUCUCUUUACUUGAGCUGUCCCUACACCAUAGCAUCUUCAGCUCCAAAGAGGUGUAAGAGCCCUCCUUCAUAAGGCCUGCUAAAACUUAGUGCAAGACAAUGGUGGAAAAAAAUGGUGAUUUAAUUGCAGGAAAUUAUGUUAAAAGUUUAAGCCAUGUCCUCACUGAUUCGGUAGGGAACAAAUUAUGCAUUCAGUCUGCUAGAAUUACAUUAGGAAACUAAUUUGUAGUUCAAAUUCUCCAUUCCCAUGAAUGAUCAAAGCAGUGAGGGGGCCAUGUAUUUUCUAAAGAUAAAGAGAGGAAAGCAAAUUCUCAAAUGCCUGAGAACAGCAACAAGAUCAAAAUAAGAAAUAUGUGAGCCUGGAGUCUUAAAAAUUAAACAGUUUUAUUUAAAUACAAAGUUACUGUGAAACAUACAUUAGGAUAUUAUCAUACCAAUAUAUUAACUAUUGUAAUCUAUGUACUAUUUAUUAAAGCAUAAUACUUGUGAUAAACAGGA
Molecule: messenger RNA, 4095 nt
Organism: Neopsephotus bourkii (Bourke's parrot)
Lineage: Eukaryota; Metazoa; Chordata; Aves; Psittaciformes; Psittacidae
Gene: JMJD4
Product: jumonji domain containing 4
Exons: 6
Coding region: 261-1544 (427 amino acids)
Biological process (GO): protein hydroxylation; negative regulation of gene expression; positive regulation of translational termination
Cellular component (GO): nucleus; cytoplasm
Molecular function (GO): sequence-specific DNA binding; histone H4R3 demethylase activity
Source: RefSeq, a predicted model, not a curated record